Molecule: messenger RNA, 2403 nt
Organism: Myripristis murdjan (pinecone soldierfish)
Lineage: Eukaryota; Metazoa; Chordata; Actinopteri; Holocentriformes; Holocentridae
Gene: cldn11a
Product: claudin 11a
Exons: 3
Coding region: 235-891 (218 amino acids)
Cellular component (GO): membrane; bicellular tight junction
Molecular function (GO): structural molecule activity
Source: RefSeq, a predicted model, not a curated record
CGGGGCUCAACUGAUGGAAUUAUUGAACUGAGAGGGAAUAGUAAACGUUGAUACUGGAUUACCUUGUGCGGUGGAAUAUAAAUUCUGAUAUUAGGCCUACAGUUGACUCAAUCCAGCUCCCAGACUUGGCUCACUUACCCCAGUUCAACGCCUCACUUGAACUUAAGGUUUGUUUUGCUUUGUGUUUACGCUUCCUGAAGCCGGGACAGGUCCAUUUCACGCACCGUUUGCGCCAUGGCGAACUCGUGUCUCCAACUGAGCGGGUUUCUGAUCAGCUGUCUCGGCUGGGUGGGCAUCGUGAUCGCGACAGCCACCAAUGACUGGGUGGUUAUGUGUAAGUACGGUGUGAACACCUGCAAGAAGAUGGACGAGCUGAGCGUCAAGGGCCCCUGGGCUGAGUGUGUCAUCUCCACCGCCCUGUAUCACUGCGUCACCCUAACUCAGAUCCUGGAUCUGCCAGCAUACAUCCAGACGACUCGUGCCCUGAUGAUCACAGGUUCGAUCCUGGGUCUCCCGGCUGUGGGACUGGUCCUCAUGUCCAUGCCCUGCAUCAGCCUGGGCAACGAACCCCAGAGCUCCAAGAACAAACGCUCCGUUCUGGGAGGAGUUCUCAUACUCCUAGUCGCCAUGUGUGGUGUUGUGUCUACCGUGUGGUUUCCCAUCGGGGCCCAUCAUGAGCACGGCCUCAUGUCCUUCGGGUUCUCCCUCUAUGCUGGCUGGGUGGGCGCCAUCUUCUGCCUGCUGGGAGGAUCGUUCAUCGCCUGCUGCUCCUCAGAGUCCUACUCCUCCCGCUCCUACCAAGACAACAACCGCUUCUACUACUCCAAACAAGGAGGGGCCAACCCGCCCGCCACCUCCUCCACCAACCACGCCAAAAGCGCCCACGUCUGAGACCGGACACGUCUGAAUCCCAAGGGGAUGUGUAGCGGACUGUAUGUAUAUAGACACACACUGAUACUGAGACAUACACACAAGCACAAACACUCAAAUGCAUCCACAUACAAACAACUGUAGUCAUGUGCACAGAUAAAAAAAAAUACACACAAUUACACACUCAUGCAUGUUUCCUGUGCACAGAUGGUUUAUGCGCAGGAAAAACUCUUACAUACAAACUCUUGGAUGUGCACACGCAAACAUACAUGUAAAAGGACAUUCACACAUACAAACACAAAGAGCACAAUGACUGUUUGUUUCCGAGCUCCUUCACCACGCGAUGGUUUUGUAUCAUAGAGCUCAUCUCCCAGACAUGGACUCAGUCAGGCAUGGACUCGCCCCUCUGUUGCAUAAUUGUCCAGGCAUCUGAAUAAGAGCCUGCACAGGAGCCUGGGGUCCUAAUCACAAUGCCCUCGUGGCCUGAUGGACUGAGCUAUUGAUCUGCUAUAUAACUUCUAUUUUUCUAUGUAGGUGAAUCUAGAGAUGCGAUCUUUUAAGUGCUUUUGAUGAUAAAUAUGUUUUCAUUAAAAAUGACAAUACCGUGAUCUGUUGUUUUCAUAAGAGCUCGCUGAAAAAAAAAAUCCAUCUGAGCCAUUUUUGUCUCAUAUUUAGUGUGAAAAUCUUGUUUUUUAUACAAACAAAGUGGGAACAAAUCUACCCGUGGGAUGAAAUAACCCCACUUUAUCUAGUGCAGUUUCGCUUCUUUCAGGAAAUUAUCUGGAAAAAAAAAUAAGCAUAAAUAUGUUGACACAAGGCAGAAUGAGGCAGAGAAGCUGACCAGGAUCAAGAAAAUGAUACUUGAUUCAAGAAGUUGAUUAGCAUUGGAAACAAAUGGUGUUAUUUCAUCCCACAGGCACUGAAUUUGAGACUAAAUAACUUGUUGAGAUGGAUAUUUUUUUGCAGUGUAUAACAUGUCAGUGUUAUGUAAUGAAAAUGUGUUCAUUAAAGUUUUUUUUGUAAGAUUGAGAACACUGAUUUUUUUUUUAUUUUUUUUUUUUACAGUAUUAUACAACUAUUAAAUCAUCUUGCCACUUGGCCACCUGGAGUGGCAAACUUGAUAAAAAAGCACUGUUUCCCUAUCAUUUGCCAAUGAAUUUAGACCGAUAUGAUGGUAUAUUUCACAGGGUCUGUUCUGUUUCUGAAAAAUAUGCAUUUUAGGCAGCGGCUUUUCUAUUUUGUAUACUAGCACCAACUGUUGCAUUUAUUCUAACUAUCAAUCUUGGCAGAAAGUUAGCAUCUCGUGCUGAUUAUCAGUCUAAAUAUGCAUACAGACUUGGCAGAUCUGUGUGUAUAGUUAUGGAUAUCUGUGAGUUUUACAUCACAUUGUUCGCAAAAAGGCCGUAUCUUAGAUGUAACUCUCAUUUUUUUUGUUUGUUAAUUUUUCCAUAUUCACAAGUAACUUUGACACAUACUGAGCUGUAACUAACUUGCUUCCAUCUACUCAAUAACAAAAGUGAGACAAAAAAAAAA